CUCGGGAGUCGGGACCAAAUUUCUCAGGGGCGGACCUGCGCAUGCUUAAUCCGGCAAUAAUUCUUUUACCGAUGAAGGUGGGCCUUCGCUAGAAUACCGAGCAGACUAUUGUCUGCAAAGAAAUAACUAGUCAGUGAACGUAAAAAUUGGUUAUGUCUUAAAACACGUGCGAAUUAACUUCUUCUUUAAAAAAUGCUAUCCCGAUCGUAUAUGGUUUUAGUUAUCUUUAAUAUCUUGUUAUGUUUUUGUGUGUGUGCGAAUGGAAACUCAGAAUUAAACGUGAAACAGGAAGAACAUUCGCGAUGUUCCUUUAGACAGUUUACCUGUGCCAAUAAAGAAUGUAUACCAAUAAUGUUUAUGUGUGAUAAUGAAGAAGAUUGCUCGGAUGGUUCCGAUGAAGAUCCAAAGGAAUGCUCAAGAAAUUCUACAUGUGGGAAAAAUGAAUUUCGAUGUGGAAGUGGUAAAUGUAUACCGGGGCAUUGGCAAUGUGAUAACGACAAAGACUGUAGUGAUGGUAGCGACGAAGAUGAGCAUACCUGCAAACAAAAGAAAUGCGGAUUAGAUGAAUUCACAUGUCGAUCGGCUCCAGGCGAAUGUGUCCCUUUGACGUGGAUGUGCGACGACAAUGCGGAUUGCUCAGAUGGAAGCGACGAAAAAUCGUGCAAUGAAACCUGCAGGUCGGACGAAUUUACGUGCAAAAAUGGAAAAUGUAUCCAAAAGAGGUGGGUCUGUGACUUGGACAACGACUGCGGGGACAACUCCGAUGAAGGGGAUCAUUGUCCGACAGUCACCUGUGCUGCCGAAACCAAAUUUCAGUGCUCUGAACAAAUUUGUAUAGCCAAUAAAUGGAGGUGUGACGGUGAACGAGACUGUGCAGAUGGCAAGGAUGAACAAGGUUGUCCAAAAGUUGGAACAGGCGUAUCUUUUUGUUUAUCGGAAGAGUAUGAAUGUGCAGACAAACUCACGUGUAUACACAAAAGUUGGCUUUGCGACGGUGCCAAAGAUUGCCCAGACGGAUCCGAUGAGGCGCCGGAUAACUGCCAAAACAUCACUUGUAGAGCUGAUCAGUUCCAAUGCAAAGAUAGAUCUUGCAUUUCGGGACAUUUACAUUGCUCAGGACAUGCCGACUGUCCAGAUGGAUCAGAUGAAGAGGACUGCGGCACCCCUAUCCCAAACUGCGACCCGAAAACUCAGUUCGAUUGCGGUGGCGGUCAAUGCAUUUCAUUUGCUCAAGUUUGCGACGGUCGACAAGACUGUCCAGACUGGGAGGAUGAACCUAAAGACAAAUGUGGGAUAAACGAAUGUCUUCAAAACAACGGAGGUUGUACACAUAAGUGUAUAGACACACCAGCGUCCUUCUAUUGCGAUUGUAAUCACGGUUAUAAGUUGAUCAAUAAUAGAACUUGCAAGGAUAUAAACGAAUGCGAAAUUCCCGGUAGCUGCUCUCAGCUGUGCAUCAAUGACAAAGGAGGUUUUAAAUGCGAAUGUGUAAGUGGUUACAUGAGAGACCCGAGAGAUUUAACAAAAUGUAAAGCUAUAGAAGGCCAUGCUUCCUUGUUAUUCGCCAGGCGAAGAGACAUACGUAAAAUAUCGUUAGAUCACCAUGAAAUGACCAGUAUUGUAAAUGAAACUAACUCGGCGACAGCUUUGGACUUCGUUUUCCGUACGGGUAUGAUAUUCUGGAGCGACGUAACGGAUAAAAAAAUAUACAAAGCUCCUAUCGAUGAAGGAAACGAUAGGAAAGUCGUUAUAACUAACGAUAUCACUAUGUCUGAUGGUUUAGCUGUCGAUUGGAUAUACAACCACAUUUACUGGACCGAUACAGGGAAGAAUACCAUCGAAUUGGCGAACUUUGACGGCAAAAUGAGGAAAGUGUUAAUCAAAGACGAGCUCGAAGAACCGAGAGCACUUGCUUUGAAUCCGUUGGAAGGGUGGAUGUUUUGGACCGAUUGGGGAAGUGACCCUAAAAUUGAAAGGUCUGGAAUGGACGGAUCGCACCGUCAAACCAUCGUCAGUUACGACGUUAAAUGGCCCAAUGGAUUAACUUUGGAUUUGGUGAAGAAACGUGUUUACUGGGUCGACGCUAAAUUAAACAUUAUAUCGGCUUGUGAUUACAACGGGAAAAAUCGAAGAGUUAUACUUUUCUCACCGGACUCAUUAAGGCACCCCUUCUCGAUUACCACCUUCGAAGAUUGGGUUUACUGGACAGAUUGGGACCGAGCGGCGGUAUUCAAAGCGAAUAAAUUCACUGGAAAAGACGUUCAAGCUGUGACAGCCACUGAAAUGAUUCAAAAUCCUAUGGUGAUCCACGUUUAUCAUCCGUACCGCCAGCCAGAUGGUGAAAAUCACUGCCAAGCGGUCAAUGGGCAUUGUUCGCAUCUUUGUUUACCAGCACCCCAGAUCAACAUAGACUCUCCGAAAAUAUCUUGUGCCUGCCCUGAGACUCUUCGAAUGUUGCCUGACGGACUGACUUGUGUCCAAGAUGAAAGCUUAACUACAAGUACCCCAUAUUCUGUGACUUUUUCCGAUAUUGCCACAGAGCAAAUAGAUAAUUUGCAGGACAGCACAACAAACAAAUCUCAUCCAAAUACUCCUAUGAGUGAGUCAUCGGACAAUGGCAUAGUAGCUGGAAUUACAAUAGUUGUAUCCUUGAUAUUAAUUGCUGUAAUUGCUGCGGGUGUGUACUGGUUGUACAGGCAUCUGAUGCAUCGUAAUAUGACUUCAAUGAACUUCGACAACCCAGUGUAUCGGAAAACAACCGAGGAUCAGUUCUCUUUAGAGAAAAACCAAUUUCAACCCACCACGAGGCCAUAUUUAAGUACUGUAGGCGAAGAGGCACAACAGCCUUUAACUAGUGCCAAUACGAAUGACCCGGUUUAAAAUCGAAGCAAUUUUCAAGAGUGCUCAAUAAGUUUAAAAAAAGACUAAAAUACUCGUUCUCAAUUUUCCAAUUGCGAAUAGAAAUAAAUUUUCAAAACUCAAGUUUCGUCCGAUAAGACUGACACAAUGACAACAUAAUUUUGGGAAAUACUCAUCAUUGCCGUUCAGUUUAUGAGGCUAGAAUUUUGAAAAUUUAUUAUGAAUCGUAGAUAAUAGGAGGAAUGGUCAAAUGUCCAAAGAAUUCCUAGAAAUAAAAAUAAAUUAUGUGUUACUUUUGAAAAUAUUGAACUAGAAGUUAAAUUGUAGUAAGUGCUCAAAGCUGUGUUUUGGCUAAAAUUAACUAGUUUCCACUUUUUUGUGGAUAUAUAAAAAGUGCAAUUCCUAAUGGAAUGUGAUAUUUUAUUAGGUUUUGCAUAAAAAUAUGAGUUUGUAUCACCUGUAUCUUAAAAACGAAGGGUUGUUAUGUAUCGUACUAAGAGGUGAUUUUUUUUAAGUAAUUUUAGUUGUAUAUAUAUUUUUUUGGCAAUUUAGAGGAUUAUGUAAAUUGGUACCAAAUGGUUUUUAUGAUAUACAGUGUGCUCCACUUUGAACUUUUUAUUCAUCUAUUUAGAGUUUGUAGUCGUGGUCAAGUUUCUAGUUUAUUCAGCUAUUUUAGUAUAAAUCUGGUUUACUAUAUAUUAAUAUUAAGGUGAUGCCACUAUUAAUUUUCCAAUUUAUCAAAAUCAUUGCCAAGAUACAAAAUUGAAUGUGUUAAAAGCAGAACAUGCUGUAUACAUUUUGUUCCUAAAUGUUAUUUGUAUAUAUAUAUAUUGAAUUUUUAAAGAAAAUGUUUAUAAUAUUAAAUUCUUCUAUUAGUCAUUCAAAUACAUCACAUAGUUGAGAAGUUUUGUAUGUUUUUUUUCUGCUGAAAAUCAAAAUGUAAAAAAUUGUAUAUUUAAAAUUAAUAUAUGAUAUUAAUUUCAUAGGACUAGCUCUGAAAUUCUGUGAUUAAUUUAUUUAUCUAUAAUUAAUUUACUACUGUAGGAUGUGUUAAUUUUUUACUAUUUAAAUUGAUUUUUUUUAUUUAUAUUUAUCUCGAUUGUUUUAUUUGCAU
Messenger RNA from Anoplophora glabripennis (Asian longhorned beetle), 3973 nucleotides. RefSeq names its product very low-density lipoprotein receptor (gene LpR1). The coding region runs from base 193 to 2880 and encodes 895 amino acids. Gene Ontology annotation, molecular function: protein binding; calcium ion binding. The transcript is spliced from 12 exons. NCBI's taxonomy places the organism in Eukaryota, Metazoa, Arthropoda, Insecta, Coleoptera, Cerambycidae. The record is from RefSeq and is a predicted model, not a curated record.